AAAUGACGUAACGAGAAUCAUUUUGGACGUUUAUUUCGUUCAGUACUGCGGGGAACUUCCUUUUAUCUUCGAUUUGGGUGUUUUUGCUAAGAAAAGCUACUGAAAAGGUCGUAAUACCUCAGUUCGGAAGAAAGAGCAGCUAAGUAAUCGAGAAAAUGCCUCCUCUUGAAACAGAUAUAGCGGUCGAAACAGAAGAGAUAGAAAGGAUUGAGACUAAUAUAAUACAGAAUCUUAAAACCCUGUGCGCAAUGAUAAAAAGGGUAAUGUCAGAACGCUUGGAAAGCAUUAGAGAGUUGAGGGAAUUAACAGAAAUGUGCAAGCUGGAUUGUCCACAAAAUGAAAUUACUGAAGUAAAUGCAAAACAAGACAAAAUGCCACCGAAUUCAGAGAAAAAGGGAAAAGAAAUCAAGAUAAGUAAGGAGGAGAAAAAGAAAGAUCUAGAGGGCCGAUCCAGGAGGUACAAUCUACGUAUAAUAGGACUGCCUGAAACAGAAGACAAAGCAAACGAAGCUGAAACAAUAAUUAAGGAACUACUUGAAGAAAAUUUUCCAGAAUUGAAGAAAGAACAAGAUUUACAAGUAGAAACAGCUCACAGGGUACCUUUAAAAUUUAACGAAAAGAAAGCAACACCUCGACAUAUCCUGGUGACAUUUUUAAAUUUAAAGGAUAAAGAUAAAAUUUUGCAAGCAUCCAGAGAGAGAAAACAGGUUACCUAUAAAGGAACAAAAAUCAGGCUGACCUCAGAUUUUUCUCUUGCAACUCUAAAUGCCCGAAGACAAUGGAACAAUAUCUACAGAAUUUUAAAGGAAAAUAACUUUGAGCCAAGAAUUAUAUACCCAGCCAAGUUAUCAUUUCUGUAUGAAGGCAACUGCAAGACAUUCUCAGAUAUGCAGGGGUUAAGAAAGUAUAUCAACCAAGAACCUUCCUUGAAAAGUUUGCUGUAUGAUUUACUGCAGCCAAAAGAGAACCAGAAUUAAAAUAAAUAGCUUGAGUAGGGAAGUAGUUGUUAGAAAGAAUUAAUGGUAAGCAUUAAAGUAGUUAAGGAUCCCUGGUGGUCUAGUGGUAAAAGAAAAAAAAAAACUAGUUAAGGAGCAUUAAGUUUAAAGUGUUACAUGUAGAGUAUUAAAACUAAAUAUAAAAAUAGAAAUGUAAGCUGGGUCUAAAAUUUAAGUUUAGAUACAUUUAAACUGAAAAGGCAUGUCAGAUGUUGAAUGUAUUGGACAAAUACUGUUUUAUUUUCAGUAAGUUGUAGAUAAAGAUAAGAAUGUUCUUAAGCUAAACAUAAGUGAAAUAGAAGAUGUUUGUAGACAGGACAAAAUUGGAAACCAGUCACUAUAGGUUUUUCCUCCUUAUUUUUAAUUAUAGGAAGUGGGGGAAGUAGCAAGUUUGUCCAUAACGUUAAUCUUGAUAUUACAUAGUGUAAAAAAAAAAUUUCCAAGUCACCAAUGGGAGAAGGAGGUGUAUAAAAUCUUGUAGUAUGUUACGUGUUGCCGGGGGAAUAACAAUGGUUCCUGCAUCAUAUAGUAGUUAAUAUUAGUAAAUUUGACAUUAAAAUAAGUGUUUGGAACAAAAAUAGAAUAUAUAAUUUUCGAUUGUUUAGAUUAUAGAAAAACUGGUAAGGAAACAAGAAAACAGCAAUAGAAAAAUGGGAGGAAAACAUUACAAUUAGCAUAUAAUUGACAGAUGUACAGUUAUAAAAAAAUUGAAAUUGGUUUAAAAGUUAGUCUCUAACCUAGUAUACCCACAUUUGUAUAAAACAGGAUAAAAGGAUUUAAAGAUAAUGGAAAUUAUAGGUUAUAGAAAUAAAUAAAAAUAGCAACAUUUUUAUUAGAAUCCAAGCAUGUACCAUAUUUUGUGUAACAUACAAUACAGGAUAUAAUGUUGAAGAGACUGGGAUAAACAACGUGGUAUUCAUAUGUAAAAUAAAUGUUCAUAUCUUAAUGUGGGUUGUAUUUUUAUGUAAAUCAAUACACAUGUAUUUAAUAACAUGUACAUAUAAAAUAUAGUAAAUUUUAUGUACUUAAAAUUCAUGUUAAUCCUCAAAUAAAGAGUAUACUACAUAUAUAGGAAAAACGGUGUUGGACUCU
Messenger RNA from Nycticebus coucang (slow loris), 2087 nucleotides. RefSeq names its product phosphatidylinositol-4,5-bisphosphate 4-phosphatase 2 (gene PIP4P2). The transcript has 2 exons. Gene Ontology annotation, biological process: retrotransposition; phosphatidylinositol dephosphorylation. Gene Ontology annotation, molecular function: single-stranded RNA binding; phosphatidylinositol-4,5-bisphosphate 4-phosphatase activity. The record is from RefSeq and is a predicted model, not a curated record. Lineage: Eukaryota; Metazoa; Chordata; Mammalia; Primates; Lorisidae. The coding region runs from base 156 to 977 and encodes 273 amino acids. Gene Ontology annotation, cellular component: late endosome membrane; ribonucleoprotein complex; lysosomal membrane.